CAUGUCGACAUCCACAUGGUCAAAUUUAGGCUGUGUUGCACGAUUGUUGGGAAGAUAGAAGUUUUAUUUGACCGGAUUAAUGUAAAAACAAAUACUUUUCUCAGAGCUAUUCGUUACAGUCGUUUUUAAUCUGCACUUUAAGAAACAGACAUGGGUAAAGCUAAAAAUAAUAAAUUUAAAAGGCCUCGGUUCUCGGCUGAAGGACUCUCCGUUAAUGCUGUGAAAGAAGUUCUAGAGAACGAGGAUGAAGUUGAAGCUGACUCUCCGGCUGCUGAACUUUUAGAGAAACUACAGAGUCCCUGCGCGGACGUGCGUGAGUGUGCUUGUGCGAGCAUCUCUCGGAUGGUGCAGCAGAGUCAGACCAUCCCUAGCUUCCUCCAGCGGGACGCGGUGCGUCGUCUCGGACCACUGCUGCUUGACAGCUGCGUGGCUGUUCGGGAGACCGCGGCAGGAGCCCUCAGGAACCUAAGUGCAUGUGGGAGUCCCGAGGUGUGUGAGGACAUGGUGAGACAGGACAUCCUGACGCCUCUCAUCACCCUGCUCAGGGAGUGCUGCUCAGGCUUUGACGUUAAUCCUUCCCCGAAGAACUUGAAGAGCACAGUUGAAGACGUGGCCAACGAGGCCAUCAAUCUGCUGUGGAACCUGUGUGAGAACAGCAGUCAGGCCGUAUCACUGUUCAAUAAAGCGGGGCUGUUGGACGUGCUGGUUUUGUGCCUGGAGAGACAUGAGCAGAAGGUGGAGCUAGCUCUCUCUGCUGCCCAAUGCUUACACACGGUGACAGAGGAGAACGCGGAGCUGUUGGGAAGUGUGAACGUGGCCGUGCUGUCGGCCCUGGAGGCUGUGCUUCUCUCCACACACCCCGACAUGCAGCACACACUUCUGCGCACACUGGCUGCAGGCUCAUUAUGGAACCUGAAGAACAGUAUCCCAGUGGGGCGUCAGGCCCAGACUCUGAGCGCCCUCGUGGCCACUCUCUCAGCCAGCCUGGACCUGGACGGCGCAGCACUGAUCCCAGACCUGCUGCAGGCCGAGGCCGCUCGCCACGCAAACGAUGCCGCCCACGCUGGAGACCAGAGGGCGGAGAGCCCCGAGGAGCACCAUCACCUGGCCAACGGAGCAGAGGAAGAGAUGGAGGAGAUGGAGGAGGAGGAGGGGGAGGAGAGGGUGAACGGAGGACACACGGCGAGGAAGAAUAAAGACUUCUCUGACCUGCUACCGCAGGGAAAGGAGGAGCUAAGGGAAGCUACAGCACUGCUCUUGUCUCAGCAGACGUCGCUGGAGGUCAUCGUCAACAUGUGCUGCUCAGACGACCCAUCUGAUGAUGAAUGGGAGGAGAUGUCGAGUGGUGAUGAAAGUGAGGCUUGUGAAGUAGGCAGUCUGCAGUCUCCCCUCUGCCUCUCCGCUGAAGUCCACAGUGCCCUAAUACACCACUGCAUCCCUCAGAAGGUUCUGAAGAAGGCAGAGUUUCCCAGUCCUGCUGCAGUGGAUGCCUGUGGGAGAAACUCAUCAUGGAAGAGUCUGAUCAAAAAAAUGCACCGGGUGCAGUGCCGGGCCCUGACCUGUCUCCAUAACAUCCUAGCUACCAUGGAUACGGAACCUCUGGGUGGGGUUGCAGGUCUGCAGAUGGUGGCUCAGCACCUGGCCAGCUUGGUGUUCAGCUCUGCAGAGGUUCUGAAGGAAGAGGAGUUUCUGGAGGCAGUAACCAGUGCUCUGCGUUCACUGCUGCAGAUCAUGGCCUCCAAAAACAUCCCACAGUGUAUGAGUCCUCAGCAGCUGAUGGGUGUGUGUGAGGCGGCGACGCGAUGUGACGUGAUGAGUGUGAGGGUGAACGCUCUCGCCAUCCUGGGGAUCACAGGGAGCACUCUGGCCAAGGAGACGGGGUCAGCAGACACACUACAGAUGAUCGGGACAGCCCUACUCUCUGUGGCCUCUAAGGACUCUAACCUUGUGGUGUGUGGGGAGGCUCUGGACGCGCUGUUCGACGUGUUUGCCGACGGGGCCGAGGCGGAGAAGGCCGCCAGGAACAUCCACCUGCUGGCCGCCCUCAAGGCCCUGCAGCCCGUGUUCAAAUCCAAGCUGCGUAAGGAGGGCAAAGGCAACUACAGUCCGGAGCAGCUGUGUGUGCUGGACAACAUCAAGGUGAACCUGCGCAGGUUCAUCGGCUACCUGGAGACACUGAAGAAGAACUGAAGCGUCUGACUACUCUCUCUCCCCUGCCCAACCUACCUGAUGGACUGACCUCUGGGUGACCUCUAACAGGGGCAUAGGAAACAGCCGAUCAACCUGAUCAUCCCUCUGGACAUUUACAAACACCUGAAUGAUUUCAUUUAGUUUUCGUUUAGUCUUGGUCUUUCUUGUUUGAUAGAGAUGUUGACUAAUGUUUUUAUAAUUUUUUUAUGAGUGUGUUUUAAAAGUAUCUAAUAAGGACUAAAGGGGAUAAUGUGGUUCUUUGUAUCAUGUUUGGAUUUAAACAAAAUUAUUUUCAAAUUGUAUUGUAUUGUAUUCAAAUUAAGACAUUACGGAUGUCUUGUUACUUUACAGCCAUAUCGAUCCAGACAUGUAUUACUUUGACAAAGAUGUACUGAUUGAUAAAAAAAAAAAACAUCAGUUAAAACCAGAGCAAAGCACUCCUUGUUUUUAUUUAACUGUCAUUUUGUUGUGGCAGUCAAAUAAUAUUUGAGCAGUUAUGUUAUGUGAGCUUACCCUUCAGAAGCUGUAAGGGACCAGUGUCAACAUUAAGGUAUGUGACACAUACACACAAAUUCAUAGUGUAGGUUUGAACAGUACAGUUAAAAGUAGCAUCAAAAUUGAAUCAUGAACCUCACAAUUAUUAAAAGCAAUAGCAAUUACUAUAAUUUAAAGCCAUUUUACUAAAAGUCCUUGUAGAGUAUUAAAGUUGUUUUAUAGUGAAGGGAAACUAUGAACUAAUUUGUGACUAAUAGGUAUACAUUGAUGGACUGAUGCAGUCUGCCUAUGUACUGCAUGUUCAGUUUUAAAGGGUGUACAGGUCUCUCAGGAGUGUGUGUGCUGAGUUCACACCAUUAAAGGACUUCUUUGUGGU
Clupea harengus (Atlantic herring) is the source of this 3061-nucleotide messenger RNA. RefSeq names its product HEAT repeat containing 3 (gene heatr3). Lineage: Eukaryota; Metazoa; Chordata; Actinopteri; Clupeiformes; Clupeidae. Gene Ontology annotation, biological process: ribosomal large subunit biogenesis; protein import into nucleus. The record is from RefSeq and is a predicted model, not a curated record.